AUGAAUCUGCUGUCAUUCCUACUAUUUAUUGGUGUAUUAAUGUUUUCCGUAAAAGGAUUAGUAAUGCCUGAGAGUGGCAGUAUUGACUUUCAAACAAAACGCUGGACAGAUUUUAAACGUGCUGCCAGAGGGCUAGACUAUGCAUUGCCAUAUAAUUCUGAAUAUACACGUCGCCAGUUAUACGAACACAGGCCGAGUUUCAAUGAUCUUUUAAUUUAA
Messenger RNA from Trichobilharzia regenti, 219 nucleotides. The record is from the annotation of a GenBank genome assembly. Lineage: Eukaryota; Metazoa; Platyhelminthes; Trematoda; Strigeidida; Schistosomatidae.